Messenger RNA from Hevea brasiliensis (rubber tree), 2152 nucleotides. Its product is annotated as probable galacturonosyltransferase 9. The coding region runs from base 252 to 1937 and encodes 561 amino acids. Gene Ontology annotation, molecular function: polygalacturonate 4-alpha-galacturonosyltransferase activity. The record is from RefSeq and is a predicted model, not a curated record. The transcript has 3 exons. NCBI's taxonomy places the organism in Eukaryota, Viridiplantae, Streptophyta, Magnoliopsida, Malpighiales, Euphorbiaceae.
AGAGCAAUUCUAAUUCGUAGGUCCAAAUCCAAAUUAACAUUUGCCCAAACCUUUCUUUCCCAUUCUCAGGAUUAAAUAAUCUCACCGACGCCGAAAUCGUUCCAUUUUAGAUCUGUACAUCUCCUUCCUGCCUUCUUUAGCUUCAGCUAUCGCUGAGCUUCAAUAAGAAAAAAAAUCGAUCCACUUGUUCACACUCACAGAUUACAUUUCUACGUCCAAGAAGAGAAGAUACCCAGAUCGUCAAAUUUGCAAUGGCGGUAGCCGUCCGUGGUAGCCGAGGAGGAGGAUCCACCGGAUUCAACGCUGGCCUUCGCAGCUUCUUCUCUUAUCGGAUUUUGGUCUCAUCAAUGUUCACUCUUCUUUUCCUCGCUACUCUAUCUGUGCUCCUCACCACCCAUCCCCCUACCUCUCCUCACGACUCUUCACUGCCGAGUAGCGGCAAUGCUUAUGUGCAGCGGACGUUUUUGGCAUUAAACUCUGAUCCGUUGAGAACCCGAUUAGAUUUGAUAUACAAACAAGCUAGUGACCAUAUGACCCUAGUGAAUGCUUACGCGGCCUAUGCCAGAAAGCUUAAGCUUGACAUCUCUAGGCAAUUGAGAAUGUUUGAUGACUUGGCUAAGAAUUUCUCCGACCUCGUAUCCAAACCCAAUUACAAGUCUUCCUUGUUUGAAUCGGAGGGUGUAGUGGAUGAGGAUGUUUUGAGGCAGUUUGAGAAGGAGGUGAAGGAAAGGGUGAAAAUUGCAAGGUUGAUGGUAGCUGAGUCGAAGGAGAGCUAUGAUAAUCAAAUCAAGAUUCAGAAGCUCAAGGAUACUAUCUUUGCGGUGAAUGAAUUGCUGAUCAAGGCCAGGAAGAAUGGCGCUUUCGCUAGCUUGAUUUCUGCGAAAUCAAUACCCAAGAGUUUGCAUUGCUUAGCAAUGAGGCUUGUGGAGGAGAGGAUUUCACAUCCAGAGAAAUAUCGGGACGAGGAGCCUAAGCCAGAGUUUGAGGAUCCAAGUCUCUAUCAUUAUGCCAUAUUUUCAGAUAACGUGAUUGCAGUGUCUGUCGUGGUGAGGUCAGUGGUGAAGAAUGCAGAGGAACCUUGGAAACAUGUUUUCCAUGUUGUUACUGACAGAAUGAAUGUGGCAGCCAUGAAGGUGUGGUUCAGGAUGAGGCCUAUUGAGGGAGGUGCACAUGUAGAGGUUAAGGCGGUGGAGGAUUUUAGUUUUUUGAAUUCUUCAUAUGUGCCAGUUUUGAGGCAACGGGACAACCUUAAACUGCAGAAGUUUUACUUUCAGAACCAGGCAGAGAAUGCUACCAAGGAUGCAAGUAAUAUGAAGUUCAGGAAUCCCAAAUAUUUGUCUAUGCUGAAUCAUCUUCGUUUUUAUCUGCCAGAGAUGUAUCCAAAGUUGCAUAAGAUUUUGUUUUUGGAUGAUGAUGUUGUGGUUCAAAAGGACUUGACAGGGUUGUGGAGGAUUGAUUUGGAUGGAAAGGUGAAUGGGGCUGUUGAGACCUGUUUUGGGUCAUUUCAUCGCUAUGCACAGUAUUUGAACUUCUCUCAUCCUUUAAUUAAGGAGCGGUUUAAUCCUAAGGCCUGUGCUUGGGCUUUUGGAAUGAAUAUAUUUGAUCUUGAUGCUUGGAGGCAUGAAAAAUGCACCGAACAGUAUCAUUACUGGCAGAGCUUGAAUGAGGAUCGUAAUCUAUGGAAAUUGGGUACUCUUCCACCUGGCUUGAUCACCUUUUACUCAACAACAAAAUCAUUGGACAAGGCUUGGCAUGUGCUUGGCCUUGGGUACAAUCCAAGUAUUAGCAUGGAUGAGAUCAACAAGGCUGCAGUCAUUCAUUACAAUGGAAACAUGAAACCUUGGCUUGACAUCGCCAUGAAUCAAUACAAGAGUCUUUGGACUAAAUAUGUGGACAAUGAUAUGGAGUUUGUUCAGAUGUGUAAUUUUGGCCUUUAGAUGAGUUUCAUUCCUGUUGCUUUAUUGGCAAGGCACACGAUGAAGAGUUGUAAGUGUUCAUACUGGGUUACUCUUGUUCUUACAACAUUUUGGAUUUUUUUCAUUAGUUUUAACUGUGAAUUGUAUUAAACCGAAAUGGUUAUGUACACGCAGAAAUUAUUCUUUUGACUGAAUUUUUUUCUACUCUUGAAUGCAAUGACAAACAAAUUUUGUUA